Talaromyces marneffei is the source of this 1749-nucleotide messenger RNA. RefSeq lists its product as uncharacterized. Gene Ontology annotation, biological process: amino acid transmembrane transport. Gene Ontology annotation, cellular component: endoplasmic reticulum. The record is from RefSeq and is a predicted model, not a curated record. The transcript is spliced from 6 exons. Gene Ontology annotation, molecular function: amino acid transmembrane transporter activity. Lineage: Eukaryota; Fungi; Ascomycota; Eurotiomycetes; Eurotiales; Trichocomaceae. The coding region runs from base 1 to 1749 and encodes 582 amino acids.
AUGCCAAAAGAUGAGGUAGGAACUGCUCGGAACUCCGAGCGAAGGGGCUCGAAUGACGAAGAAUCCCGGGCCCUUCUCUCAAACAGCUCUUUUCAUGACGACCACCACAGCGAGGACGACUUGGUAAUCCUCCCUGGAACCGCUGAUGAACAAUAUCAACACGACCCACCACAAUCGCAAGCACGUAUCCCUGCAAGACCGCAUAAUUCCCGACAGUCGUCAAUUUCUAGGCCAGGUCAAGAUGGACAACGUCGUACUCCACGAACUCCACAUCGCGUCCGGUUCGAUCUCUCUGAACAUGUCGCGGACGAAGAGACACCGGCUACCAACGGCCACGUUCAGGGACCACAGGACGCCGAUGAUUUGUGGAUUGAUGAGGAAGAUUAUAUGACAGAUGGCUCGCAGCGCCUCCGCAGCAGCACGGGGCAAAUGGCACCAUUGCUCACAGGCAUCGAAGCUCCAAGUGUGACACUUGCAACAUCCGACGACUUCUUUGCCGAAGAUCACCUGGAGAGUGCUAGACCACGAAGCGGCAUGCGUAUGGCAUUUAUGAAUAUGGCCAACAGUAUUAUUGGAGCUGGUAUCAUCGGCCAGCCGUACGCCCUGAAACAAGCUGGCAUGGUAACAGGUAUCGUGCUUUUGGUAGUCUUAACCUUCACGGUUGAUUGGACUAUUCGCCUCAUUGUGGUCAAUUCCAAAAUGAGCGGCGCCGACUCCUUCCAAGCCACUAUGCAGCAUUGCUUUGGAAGAAGCGGCUUGAUUGCUAUAUCCAUUGCACAAUGGGCAUUCGCAUUCGGUGGCAUGGUUGCGUUUUGUAUCAUAGUGGGGGACACAAUACCGCAUGUCUUUGCCGCAUUAUUUCCGUCUUUGAGAGAUAUGCCGUUUUUAUGGCUUCUCACAGAUCGGAGGGCCGUAAUUGUUCUCUUUAUAUUGUGCAUCUCCUAUCCUCUGUCCCUGUACCGAGAUAUUGCCAAGCUCGCAAAAGCUUCCGCUUUAGCCCUCGUCAGCAUGCUUGUCAUUGUAGUCACUGUCGUAAUCCAAGGCUUCCGGGUGCCAUCCGAAUUAAGAGGUGACUUGAAAGGACAUCUUUUCAUAAAUUCGGGGUUCUUUCAGGCCAUUGGAGUUAUAUCUUUUGCAUUUGUGUGCCAUCACAACAGCCUUUUGAUUUACGGAUCACUAAAAAAACCGACACUCGAUAGAUUUGCAACUGUUACACACUACUCUACAGGGGUCUCGAUGAUUAUGUGUUUAGUAAUGGCCCUUGCUGGUUUCUUGUCAUUUGGCUCAAAGACCCAAGGCAAUGUACUCAACAACUUUCCCUCUAACAAUAUUAUGGUGAACAUAGCACGGCUCUGCUUUGGCCUCAACAUGCUUACUACCUUACCCCUAGAAGCAUUUGUCUGCCGCUCCGUCAUGACCACGUACUAUUUCCCUGAUGAGCCUUUCCAUCCAACCCGUCAUUUGUAUUUCACUACCGUCCUAGUCCUUACCUCAAUGUUUCUGUCAUUGAUAACUUGCGACCUCGGUGCGGUAUUUGAGUUGAUCGGUGCCACCAGUGCAGCGGCAUUGGCUUACAUCCUCCCACCACUCUGCUAUGUGAAACUGAGCAAUACCAGUCAUAGAGCCAAGCUUCCAGCUUAUGCAUGCAUUGUGUUUGGCACGGUUGUGAUGCUCAUCAGCCUCUUCCAAGCAGUAGGGAAAAUGAUAAUAAAUGAAGGCGGGGCCCAGACUUGCGGUGGUGCUAUGUAG